Messenger RNA from Salvelinus namaycush (lake trout), 1437 nucleotides. RefSeq names its product synaptotagmin IV (gene syt4). Gene Ontology annotation, cellular component: membrane; synapse; axon. NCBI's taxonomy places the organism in Eukaryota, Metazoa, Chordata, Actinopteri, Salmoniformes, Salmonidae. The transcript has 4 exons. Gene Ontology annotation, molecular function: phosphatidylserine binding; clathrin binding; calcium-dependent phospholipid binding. The record is from RefSeq and is a predicted model, not a curated record. The coding region runs from base 1 to 1437 and encodes 478 amino acids. Gene Ontology annotation, biological process: vesicle fusion; regulation of dopamine secretion; cellular response to calcium ion.
AUGGCUCCAAUGGUGACGAAAGAAAUGCAGUUCGCAGAGGUGCCGGUGAGUGUUGCCGUGGUAAGUGUGUUUGGCCUAGUGUCCUGCGUCUCCAUCUUCGCCUGGAUCUGCUGCCAACGUAAGAACACCAAGUCCCAGGAGACAACACCCUACAAGUUCAUGCACAUGCUCAAAGGCAUCGACAUCUACCCAGAGAGCCUCAGCGACAAGAAGUUAGACAGCAAGAUCGACGUGAACGGAAACUGUAAUGUCAACAGCAACAAUGGUAAACAACAACAACAACAAGUGGCCUCCAGCCCAGCAGGGGGCAGAAUGGCCCUCCACCUCGACCUGGAAAAACAACAAGACCUGAAUGACAACUUCACCAUCACCACCAAACCUCCACACCCCAAUGUCCAGAUCCACACCAAGGUCCGCAGCUCCCCAGACUUGGAUCUUCCCUCGCCCCACCCAGGGUUCACCCAACCUGGGGUUAGAGACCUGGCCCUGGUUUCCCCCACCAGCGGCAGUCUCUCCAGCCAGGCCACCACCCACACCCAAGGGGACGCGGACCAGGACAAACCCCAGGAUGGAGGCCCCGAUGUCGGCCUUGGGACCCUCCACUUCUCUCUGGAGUACAACUCAGAGAAGAAGGCCUUCGUGGUUCACAUUAAGGAGGCCCACAGGCUGACUCCGACCGACGAGCAGUCCCUGACUUCUGACCCCUACAUCAAGCUGACCCUGCUGCCUGAGAAGAAGCACCGGGUCAAGACCCGCGUCCUGAGGAAGACUCUGGACCCGGUGUUCGACGAGACCUUCAGCUUCUAUGGGAUCCCAAUGAUCCGCGUGCAGGAGCUGUCGCUCCACUUCAUGGUGCUCAGCUUCGAUAGGUUCUCCCGUGAUGAGGUUAUCGGCGAGAUGCUCAUCCCAUUGGCCGGGAUCGACCUGACGGAGGGGCGUGUCCUGAUGAGCCGCAAGAUCAUCAAGAAGAAUGUCAGGAGGAGUGCAGGUCGAGGGGAGCUGCUGUUGUCUCUGUGUUACCAGUCUACCACCAGUACUCUAACAGUCGUGGUGCUGAAGGCUCGCCACCUGCUGAAGACCGACAACCACAGGCCCUCAGACCCAUAUGUGAAAGUCAACCUCUUUAAAGGGAAGAAGCGUGUCAGUAAAAAGAAGACCCAUGUGAAAAAGUGUUCCCCCAACCCUGUGUUCAACGAGCUGUUUGUGUUCGACAUAGCCUCCCAGGAGGGGCUGAAGGAGACCAGCGUAGAGCUCCUGCUCAUGGACUCUGAGUCUCCACCAACCAGGCGGGGGGACUCCUCCCGCUCCCCCAAUCCCAUCUUGGGGCGCCUGAUCCUGGGUACGGCUGCUGCCGGCACCCCCGGGGAGCACUGGAGGGAGAUCUGCGACCACCCGCGCCGGCAGAUUGCCAAGUGGCACAUCCUGUCCGAAGACUAG